Messenger RNA from Sycon ciliatum, 2038 nucleotides. RefSeq names its product ethanolamine-phosphate cytidylyltransferase-like. NCBI's taxonomy places the organism in Eukaryota, Metazoa, Porifera, Calcarea, Leucosolenida, Sycettidae. The record is from RefSeq and is a predicted model, not a curated record. Gene Ontology annotation, cellular component: cytoplasm. Gene Ontology annotation, biological process: phosphatidylethanolamine biosynthetic process. The coding region runs from base 108 to 1154 and encodes 348 amino acids. Gene Ontology annotation, molecular function: ethanolamine-phosphate cytidylyltransferase activity. The transcript has 18 exons.
UUCAGUUUUCACCUUUGACUUUGGCUUGAACAUUUCACUCGAGCAGUUGUUUGGAGGCGUUCUAGUUCUUGGCACUUAUUAUUUUUUUAGCUCUAAACCAACCAGGAAUGGAGAAAGAAAAGUCUAUCAGUCGUGCUUGGUGCGAUGGAUGCUUUGACAUGGUUCACUUUGGACAUGCAAACUUCCUUCGACAGGCAUCCAAAAUGUGUGACGAGCUCUAUGUUGGAGUCCACAACGAUGAGGAGAUUGCAAAGAACAAAGGUCCACCUGUCAUGACCAUGGAGGAAAGAAUAACUAUGGUGGAAGGAAUCAAGUGGGUGAAAAAGGCUGUGCCGGAUUCCCCGUACAUCACCACCUUGCAUACUCUUGAGGAUCACAAAUGUGACUUUUGCAUUCACGGAGAUGAUGUAACACUUGAUGCUUCCGGCCAGGAUACAUACCGAUAUGUAAGAGAGGCGGGUCGCUUCAAGGAGUGUCCGCGUACGAAAGGUGUCUCCACAACCAACCUGGUGGGCAGAAUGUUGCUGUUGACAAAGGAGCACCAUCGACCAGCAACACCUACCCUUCAGUCCCAGUCACAGGAGAAGUCGCCAUACACGGGAACUUGUUCUGAUUCCAUAGACCUGACGGAUGAGGUACAGCGAGACUUUCUCCAAGGACGUGAACCCAAGGAGGGUGAUCGCGUUAUCUACGUCGCUGGAGCAUUCGACCUAUUCCACGCUGGUCAUGUGGAGUUUCUGCAGAAGGCAAGAGCCAUGGGUGACUUCCUGGUCGUUGGCCUUCACAGCGACACGGAUGUGAAUCGUUAUCUAGGCAAGAAUUAUCCCAUUGUUACACUGGUGGAACGAGCACUCAGUGUCGGAGCUUGUCGGUAUGUUGACAAACUGAUCUUUCCGGCUCCUUUCGUUGUGGACCAAGAGUUUCUGGACCAGGUUAAGCCAACCAAGAUUGUGCAUGGGCAACACUAUCGCGCAAGUUCAGAUCUGAGCAUGUAUGAGCUGCCAAAAAGACUAGGCAUUUAUGAAGAACUCAACAGCGGAAGCCCCUUGACAACAGAAAUUAUCAUGAGCCGGAUUAUAAAGAACAGGGGAGAGUUUGAGGAGCGCAAUCGCAAGAAGCAGCUGAAGGAGUUGAAUUACCUGGCUUCUUCGUAGUGUAGGGCACUCUGUGUGCGUUGUAGCUUGCAUGGAUCCCUGUGUCCGUAUGGUCUAUCAGAUACCGGUAGGUUGUUUGCUAGUUUAAUUCCCUUACAGAGAGGAAGAUGGAACAAAGAAAUAUCUUAUGCACUGAAAUGCGACAAAGAAAUUCUACAUGACUUCGUCACCUUGCUAAGUCAUAAGUAAGGUUCAUGGACUUACUUUUUUUAGUAGACUUUACCACUCUACUAUUCUACACUGAAAACAGGUUUUGAUCAGAUCGUGUUGCGCUUCAUUGCCGGCAACCAUAGACUUGCUUUUUCCCUACCCCUUUGCACAAUACACAUGUUUUGUAUUUUUUUAUUAGGUUCUGGUUAUUUCCGCAAGCUAUUCAACUCGCCGUGUCUUCUUUAGGUGUUGAAAAAUUCUAUUCGAAUGAUUUAUUGCUACCGCUUGUUUUCUGCUCGUGCAGCCGGGCAUGUGUGUAUAUGUGCUUUUCCGGCUGCUCGGUCUAACAUUCCUUGUGGUUAGUUUUUUUUUUUUUUUUUUUUUUUUUCUUCCACUACAUUGCACUGCUCUCGCUCUCCUAUGUCUGUGUGAAUGAUUUCCUUGGUGCUGUACCUUAGCUUGUGUGCAGCUGUGUGUUCCCCUGUACCUACCGGGUACCCCAGGGUAUGCUUAGACAUACUUCAAACAUUGAACUUUAUUGGAAUCCUUACAUUGGCUUUUUUUAAUAUCAUCAGAUUUGUCAUCUUUCUCCCGCUGUUCUUUAGAAAAUAAUUUAUCGUUAUCCGGAUAUGCAGCUGCAGGCAUCCGUGCCAUGUGUUUAUCGAUGGCUGUGUUUUUACUAGCUGUACGCCUUCUGGCUUUAUUUUUUUCCCAAUACACGUGUAAUUCCUUUC